Messenger RNA from Arachis stenosperma, 945 nucleotides. RefSeq lists its product as uncharacterized. NCBI's taxonomy places the organism in Eukaryota, Viridiplantae, Streptophyta, Magnoliopsida, Fabales, Fabaceae. Gene Ontology annotation, molecular function: DNA helicase activity. The transcript has a single exon. The record is from RefSeq and is a predicted model, not a curated record. Gene Ontology annotation, biological process: telomere maintenance; DNA repair. The coding region runs from base 1 to 945 and encodes 314 amino acids.
AUGGCUUCCAUAAAUUCUUCUAUCAUUUGGAAAUAUUGCGAAGUUUUGCGAUUGACAACAAAUAUGAGGUUAGCAACCGGAUCGGAACAAUCAACUGCUCAGGAGUUAAGGUCGUUUUCAGAUUGGAUACUUCAAAUCAGUGAAGGUCGAUGUGGAGCAGUGGUCAACGAUAAACUUUUUGUUGAUAUUCCUCCUGAUCUAAUCAUUCCUGUCUUGGAAAAUCCAGUGGAAGAUAUUGUAAAUACAAUCUAUCCAAAUUUGGUUCAAAAUUUUUGUGAUCCAAGUUUUUUCCAAGAUAGGGCAAUACUUGCUCCGACUGUUGAAAAUGUUGAAGAGAUAAACAAUUAUAUAGUUGACCUGUUGCCCGAUGAGGAGAAAAGUUACCUCAGUGCUGAUUCGAUAUGUGGUAGUGAUGCUUAUUCUGAUGUUGAUGUUGAUUGGAUAACUGUUGAAUUCUUGAAUCAGAUUAGGUGUUCUGGUCUACCUAAUCAUUUGUUGAAGUUGAAAAUAGGCGUGCCUAUUAUUUUGUUGAGGAAUAUUGAUCCGGCUGGGGGUUUGUGUAAUGGUACUCGACUUGUCGUGCAAGAUCUAGGGACAAAUGUGAUUGGUGCCGAUAUUGUUUCUGGUAGCAAUGUUGGGGAUAAAGUUUUUAUCACUAGAAUGAAUAUGAUUCCUAGUGAUACGGUUAUACCGUUUAAAUUCCAACGUCGUCAAUUUUCGGUUUCUUUGUCGUUUGCAAUGACAAUCAACAAAAGCCAGGGUCAGACAUUAUCAACAGUCGGUUUGUUCUUGCGUCGUCCUGUGUUUUCUCAUGGUCAGCUUUAUGUAGCUCUUUCCCGAGUUAGGAAUAGAAAUGGUCUUAAGAUUUUACUUUGUGAUGAAGGAUUAGUUGAUGCUGCCAAGACUGAAAACGUUGUAUUUAAGGAAGUUUUUGAUAAGAUAUAA